This is a messenger RNA of Aegilops tauschii subsp. strangulata, 1977 nucleotides long. Its product is annotated as cytochrome P450 77A4. Gene Ontology annotation, molecular function: iron ion binding; oxidoreductase activity, acting on paired donors, with incorporation or reduction of molecular oxygen; heme binding. NCBI's taxonomy places the organism in Eukaryota, Viridiplantae, Streptophyta, Magnoliopsida, Poales, Poaceae. The record is from RefSeq and is a predicted model, not a curated record.
CUCAAAUAGCCACGCACCGGGCCUCUCCAUCUCGUCGAGCACUUCAUUAAUCGCGCCCAUGUCCAUGCAACAACAACAGCAACAACCGGCGCUUGCCAACCUUCUCGGCGCAAUGCCUGCGGCCUCCAUGAUCAGCCUCGCCUUCACGGCCGCCGUGGCUACCGCGGCCUUAUUCGUGGCCGUCGCUGUGGCGAGGUACAACCGCAAGUACCGGGGGCUGAGGCUCCCACCCGGCCCGCCCGGGUGGCCCAUCGUCGGGAACCUCUUCCAGGUCGCCUUCUCCGGGAAGCUCUUCAUCCACUACAUCCGCGACCUCCGGCGUGAGUACGGGCCCAUCCUGACGCUGCGGAUGGGGGUGCGCACGCUCGUCGUCAUCAGCAGCGCCGAGCUCGUGCACGAGGCGCUCGUCGAGAAGGGCGCGGAGUUCGCCAGCCGCCCCGCCGAGAACACCACGCGCAACAUCUUCUCCUCCAACAAGUUCACCGUCAACUCCGCCGUGUACGGCGCCGAGUGGCGGUCGCUUCGUCGGAACAUGGUGUCCGGGAUGCUGAGCACGUCGCGCCUCCGGGAGUUCCGCCCGGCGAGGCUUCGAGCCAUGGAUCGGUUCGUGGCGCGGAUGCGCGCCGAGGCCGCGGCGUCCGCCGACGGGGCCUCCGUGUGGGUGCUCCGCAACGCGCGCUUCGCGGUCUUCUGCAUCCUGCUCGAUAUGACCUUCGGCCUGCUCGACCUGGACGAGGAGCACAUCGUGCACAUCGACGCCGUCUUGAAGCGCGUGCUGCUCGCCGUCGGCGUGCGCAUGGACGACUACCUCCCGUUCCUCCGCCCCUUCUUCUGGCGGAAGCAGCUCCGGGCGCUCGCCGUUCGCCGCGAGCAGGUCGACACGCUCCUCCCACUCAUCAACCGCCGCCGCGCCAUCCUCCGCGACAUGCAGAGCUCGCCGCCAGAUCCCAACGUCGCUGCGCCCUUCUCUUACCUCGACUCGCUGCUCGACCUCCAUAUCGAGGGCCGCGAAGGCGCAGACGACGAGCUGGUCACGCUGUGCGCGGAGCUGAUCAACGGCGGCACCGACACCACGGCCACUGCCAUUGAGUGGGCCAUGGCGCGCGUCGUGGACAACCCGUCCAUCCAGGCCCGGCUCCACGAGGAGAUCAUGCAGCAAGUCGGCGACGCCCGGCCAAUCGACGACAAGGACAUCGAAAGCAUGCCGUACCUCCAGGCCUUCGUCAAGGAGCUCCUCCGGAAGCACCCGCCCACGUACUUUUCGCUCACCCACGCCGCCGUCAAGCCUGGGAGCAAGCUCGCCGGCUACGACGUGCCCACGGACGCGAACCUGGACAUCUUCCUCCCGACCAUCUCGGAGGACCCCAAGCUGUGGGACCGGCCGACGGAGUUCGACCCGGACAGGUUCCUAACCGGCGGCGAGACCGCGGACAUGACAGGGUCCGCGGGCAUCCGGAUGAUACCGUUCGGGGCGGGGCGGCGGAUCUGCCCGGGCUUGGCCAUGGGGACGACGCACAUCGCGCUGAUGGUGGCGCGGAUGCUGCAGGAGUUCGAGUGGCGCGCGCACCCGUCGCAGCCGGCGGUGGACUUCAAGGAUAAGGUGGAGUUCACGGUGGUGAUGAACCAGCCGCUGCUGGCCACGGUGAAGCCCCGGAAGAUGUCGCUCUGAUCCAUGUGCAUGCAUGCGGAUCGGGGUGGCCGGCAGUCGUACGUACUCGAUCGUACCUACGUCGAAUGCAUGCAUCGCAACCACUCCGCUCGUUAGGUCAGCACGUAAGCCGCAUGUGCCAGUACCAUACCUACUGUUACCGAUUCCAGCAUUAUGAGAAAGUAUCUAGUGUGCUAUAGAUAGCUUCUCUAGUCGUUUAUCUAUGUGCACGGUAUACACACCUGUAUUAUGUGCGCGAAGUAGCACAGUCACAAAUGCAUCAAGCGAGUUUGUAUGAUUUUAAAUUGAAGAACUUAUUUCUAUGUGCA